This is a messenger RNA of Chondrus crispus (carragheen), 555 nucleotides long. RefSeq lists its product as hypothetical. The transcript has a single exon. The coding region runs from base 1 to 555 and encodes 184 amino acids. NCBI's taxonomy places the organism in Eukaryota, Rhodophyta, Florideophyceae, Gigartinales, Gigartinaceae. The record is from RefSeq and is a predicted model, not a curated record.
AUGAGUACUCCCCAAUACCGAAGUGCGCCGUACGCGUGUAAGAGCAAUGCAGCACCAAUUAGCCCAAAUGCGAAGCCUGUGACUAAAUUCUCCUUCCCGACAAAGGGAACGAGAGAAGGGAAGGCAAGUGCAAAGAUAGCCAGCUGCCCUCCCAUGCGCAUCCAUGAGUGCAACGUCCGCACAUUGGACAAAUGCGCGAGGAUUCUGCCGAAUUCAGGUACCGACGCAGCUCCGGUACUCGCACGGGGAUGCACCAUUGAGAGCCGGGUACGCUCCUCCGCGAAGGCGAUCAGCAGACUGCGCCGAUGCGCAAGGAUCUCGACGCCAACGUCAUCGCGAAGCUCCUCACUAGAAAGACAGAGGACAUGCAGAAGAGACAGACCUGUGGCUUCGAAGAGCCCGAUGUACGUCCCGUGGCCGGUGCGAUGCAGAAAAUCAGGAAUGGAGGAUGGCGCGCUGAGAGUGAGAGAGAGCGCACUGGGGGAGGAGGGUCUGAGACCGCGGCUACGGCGGGAGGGGGCGCGGGAAAGUACGGGGGAAGUCGCGGUUGUGUGA